Messenger RNA from Belonocnema kinseyi, 872 nucleotides. RefSeq lists its product as uncharacterized. The transcript is spliced from 3 exons. NCBI's taxonomy places the organism in Eukaryota, Metazoa, Arthropoda, Insecta, Hymenoptera, Cynipidae. The record is from RefSeq and is a predicted model, not a curated record. Bases 1 to 687 code for a protein of 228 amino acids.
AUGAAUUUGUCAACAGAUUUAGAACUGAAUGCUAUGGAACACCAAGGAUCAAGUUCAGGAUCCGGUACAAGGUGGGGCGGAGUACGCCGCGGGGCCGGACGCCCGCGCGGCCGGGAAAGCAGGCGCCAGGACGGGGUCAUUCAUGGCAAAUUUCGAAUAAAAAGUACUUCCAGUCCAAAACCCGUCCGUCUAACACGCGCUUCAGAUGGGUUUAUCUCGCAUAAGGGACAGCUAAUUGAAGUCUGGCUAAAUGGAAACCAAAGAAUUGUGCAAGCUGAUUAUCCCGAAAAUAAAUGUCCUACUAAAACACCCCAUGGAACGCCUAAUCAUUUAGUCCGUCUUGUUAUUUUAACAGGAGGCCAGAGAUUAGUGGAAUGUUUAGAUGAAAAUGGAAAACUUCUGGGAGUCCGACCCUCCAUAACAACUAAUGCAAACAUUAUGGAACCUAAUGCGUCACAAUGGUUUUUCGUUUAUUUUGACAAAAUCUUUAGAGUGACGAUAAAUCCUGAAAGUAAAGAGACAAAAAUUACCCUCGCACAUAAAAAUGUAGAUGAAGUUGCACAGGGUAAAAGAUGUGAAGAGGUUGAUAUGGCUGGCUUCAAAUUUGUUGUGAUCAGAGGAGAGAAAAAUGGAGACAUUACGGGAGCUGAGCCCCUCGUACCCCCACCAUCACUUCCAAUAUCAUGAUAUGUGUGGAUAUUAAUCUAUACAUAUGAUAAACAAAGAAUAUAUGAACAUUGUGACAUUGAAAAAAUAAAUUGGCUGUCCCAGCUAACCCUUUUGCUGGGUCUUGCCUCCAAAAAAUAGAGCUGUGUCACCUUGAUUUGUAGCAGUUUCAGCUAAAUUUGCCAUCUAUAAAUUAUCUAGCUAAU